This is a messenger RNA of Telopea speciosissima, 2704 nucleotides long. Its product is annotated as cell division cycle 5-like protein. The record is from RefSeq and is a predicted model, not a curated record. The transcript has 4 exons. The annotation marks the transcript as partial. NCBI's taxonomy places the organism in Eukaryota, Viridiplantae, Streptophyta, Magnoliopsida, Proteales, Proteaceae. Gene Ontology annotation, cellular component: spliceosomal complex; Prp19 complex. Gene Ontology annotation, biological process: mRNA splicing, via spliceosome.
AGGUCUUUGAAGCUCUGUAAUAUACUCUGUGAAAUCUACUUCUUUAGUACUCGAGUUCGAAGCAAAGCGAUACAACAAAAAAGUCGAGAUGAGGAUUAUGAUAAAGGGUGGUGUGUGGAAGAACACAGAAGAUGAGAUCCUUAAGGCGGCUGUUAUGAAAUAUGGGAAGAAUCAAUGGGCGAGGAUCUCUUCACUUCUUGUCCGCAAGUCGGCGAAGCAGUGCAAAGCUCGGUGGUACGAGUGGCUCGAUCCAUCCAUCAAAAAGACUGAAUGGACCAGAGAAGAAGAUGAGAAACUGCUUCAUCUUGCCAAACUCAUGCCAACACAGUGGAGAACGAUUGCCCCUAUUGUGGGCCGAACUCCAUCUCAAUGUCUUGAGCGUUAUGAGAAACUGCUUGAUGCUGCCUGUGUAAAAGAUGAAAACUACGAACCCAGCGAUGAUCCACGGAAAUUGCGUCCUGGUGAGAUUGAUCCAAACCCGGAAUCCAAGCCUGCACGUCCAGACCCUGUAGAUAUGGAUGAGGAUGAAAAGGAAAUGCUAUCAGAAGCACGGGCUCGGUUAGCAAACACCAGAGGAAAGAAGGCAAAGAGGAAAGCUAGGGAGAAACAGCUUGAAGAGGCCAGGAGGCUUGCUUCUUUACAGAAACGGAGGGAAUUAAAAGCAGCUGGGAUUGAUAAUAGAAAUAGGAAGAGGAAAAGGAAGGGGAUAGACUAUAAUGCAGAAAUCCCCUUUGAGAAGAAACCACCACCAGGGUUUUUUGAUGUCGCAGAUGAAGAAAGACCAGUGGGACAGCCUAAGUUCCCAACAACCAUUGAAGAACUUGAGGGAAAAAGGAGGGUUGACAUUGAAGCACAAUUAAGAAAGCAAGAUACUGCCAAAAACAAAAUUGCACAGCGGCAGGAUGCUCCUUCCACUAUAUUGCAAGUCAACAAGCUGAAUGAUCCUGAGACAGUGAGGAAGAGAUCAAAACUGAUGCUUCCAGCACCACAGAUUUCGGAUCAAGAACUAGAAGAAAUUGCAAAGAUGGGUUAUGCAAGUGAACUUAUUGCAGGGAGUGAGGAACUUGCAGAAGGAAGUGGUGCUACACGGGCUCUUCUUGCAAGUUAUGCUCAGACUCCACGACAGGGAGUGACCCCAAUGAGGACUCCUCAGAGAACACCUGCUGGAAAGGGUGAUGCUAUUAUGAUGGAAGCUGAAAACCUUGCAAGAUUAAGGGAGUCACAAACGCCAUUAUUGGGUGGGGAGAAUCCGGAGUUGCACCCAUCAGAUUUUUCUGGUGUUACUCCUAAGAAAAGGGAGAUUCAAACUCCAAACCCAAUGGCUACUCCUUUGUUAACUCCUGGACCCAUGGGUCUUACUCCAAGAAUUGGCAUGACACCAUCAAGGGAUGGGUACUCUUUUGGUAUGACACCAAAGGGGACUCCUAUCAGAGAUGAGCUUCGUAUAAAUGAAGACAUGGAUAUACACGAUAAUGCAAAACUUGAACUCCGUAGACAAGCUGAGGUUAGAAGAAACUUGCGUUCUGGGUUAACCAAUCUUCCACAGCCGAAAAAUGAAUACCAGAUAGUCGUCCAGCAGCCUCCAGAAGAAAAUGAAGAGCCAGAAGAUAAAAUCGAAGAAGAUAUGUCAGAUAGGAUAGCUAGAGAAAAGGCGGAGGAAGAAGCAAAGCAGCAGGCAUUGCUUCGAAAAAGAUCAAAAGUUCUUCAGAGGGAACUGCCUAGACCUCCCACUGCUUCAUUGGAACUUAUUAGGAAAUCAUUGGUGAGAGCUGAUGAAGACAAGAAUUCUUUUGUUCCUCCUACUUCGAUUGAGCAGGCUGAUGAAAUGAUAAGGAAGCACCUUCUUAAUUUAUUGGAGCAUGAUAAUGCCAAAUAUCCACUUGAAGAAAAAGUAGGUAAAGAGAAAAAGAAAGGAGUCAAGCGUGCUUCAAGUGGAACGUCUGCUGUUUCUGUCCCAGAAAUUGAAGAUUUUGAAGAAGAUGAAUUGAAAGAGGCUGAUUCAUUGAUAGAGGAAGAGGUUCAGUUUCUUCGUGUGGCGAUGGGGCAUGAGAAUGAGUCCUUCGAUGAAUUUGUUGAAGCGCACAAGACGUGUCUCAAAGAUCUCAUGUAUUUCCCAACACGUAACGCUUAUGGUCUCUCCAGUGUUGCAGGAAACAUGGAGAAACUUGCUGCAAUGCAGAAUGAGUUUGAGAAUGUCAAAAAAAGAAUGGAUGAUGAGGCUAAGAAGGCACAACGCCUUGAGCAGAAGAUAAAACUUCUUACUCAUGGACAUCAGACGCUGGCUGGAAAAUUCUGGUCCCAAAUUGAGGCCACCUAUAAGCAGAUGGACACUGCUAGUACAGAACUUGAAUGCUUCCAAGCUUUACAAAAGCAAGAACAGUUGGCGGCUGCAAACAGGAUCAACAGUCUUUUGGAGGAAGUAAAGAAGCAGCAGGAGCUGGAGAAAACUCUCCAGCAGCGCUAUGGGAAUCUGAUAGCAGAGCGGAAUAGGAUCCAAAGGCUCCUAGAAGAGUACAGACUACAAGCACAAAAGCAGGAAGAAAUUGCAGCAAAGAAUCGUGCGCUUGAGUUAGCGGAGUCUGUUACAAAUCAAACAGAGAUGUCGAGCAAUGAAUCUGCUGAACCUGUAGCUUCCAUGGAAGUGAAUGAAGCCCCUAUGUCCAUUGACCAUCAACGUGAUGAAGCUCCUAAUGAUCAAACAGAG